This is a messenger RNA of Physella acuta, 1269 nucleotides long. RefSeq names its product inactive pancreatic lipase-related protein 1-like. Lineage: Eukaryota; Metazoa; Mollusca; Gastropoda; Physidae. Gene Ontology annotation, biological process: lipid catabolic process. Gene Ontology annotation, molecular function: triacylglycerol lipase activity. The record is from RefSeq and is a predicted model, not a curated record.
CAGCCAAGAGAGUUAAUUGGGCCGUCUGCUUCAGACGGUCAACAUCUAAGCUCUCGUUGACGUAUACCUGUACGUGUAGCUGUGAGCACAAGCGAUCCACAACUUUGUUGCACUAUCUACAAAGUUAUCUCCCUUUACCGAAGAUGUUGCUGCUCGUGUUUUAUCUUCUCUAUGUUGGGAUAACCGUCGCCCAGGGCAGCUUGACACAAAGGUGCUUCUCUGAGCUCGGAUGUUUCUCCAUCCUCCCCCCGUUUGUCUCCCUCCCCUCACGGCCUGUCGCGUUGCUGCCUGAGGCGCCGGAGCAGAUCGGGACCGUGUUCAAGCUGUACUCACGUGACCAGUCUGCCGCCCCACGUGAUCUGGAAGCGACACAAGUGACCAGCAGUCUGAAGACCAAGUGGUCAGGCUACGUGUCCAGGCCAACGAAAUUUAUCGUCCACGGUUUUCUAACCAACGUCCGUGUGACAAACUGGCCGGAGGAGAUGAAGGACGAGCUCUUAAAACAGGGAGACUACAACGUCAUCAUAGUGGACUGGUCAGGGGGUAACAAACCGCCCUACACCCAGGCCACGGCCAAUACGAGGGUCGUGGGGGCACAGAUAGCCCUGCUAAUUAAUGCAAUUAUCGCCACCUACGACAUACCGACCAGCCAGUUUCACAUCAUCGGCCACAGUCUUGGUUCUCACAUCGCUGGGUACGCUGGUGAGAGGGUGCCAGGCUUGGGUAGGAUUACAGGCUUGGAUCCCGCCGGCCCUUUCUUUGAAGGCACUGACCCCAAAGUGAGGCUUGACCCAACGGAUGCCGUGUUUGUUGACGUCAUCCACACCGACGCAGGGUCCAUCCUUCUUUCUAACCUGGGCAUCAGACAGGCUGUAGGACACCAGGACUUCUACCCAAACUCUGGCAGCAAUCAGCCGGGUUGCUUCAAAACUCUGAUCACCUCCAUCGAACAGUGGGGGCUAAUAGACGGUACGACGGAUCGUUUUAUCUGCAACCAUAUGAGAGCGGUUCGUUUGUUCAUUGAGAGCAUCAACUCACGCUGUCGCUUCGACGGUUACCCUUGUACCAGUGCACUCAAGUUUAUUACCGGCGCGUGUAAAUCCUGUGGUACCUCCAGCUGUGCCACCAUGGGGUUCUGGGCUAACAAAGACAACUCUCCUCAAGGUCAGUUCUACCUGAACACAGCAGGACAGCCGCCAUUUUGUUUGGUCUCAAGCUAAACGUUCUGUGGACACCAACAUAACAAUAAAAUAAUUAUCUCGAACGUAA